Eupeodes corollae is the source of this 1456-nucleotide messenger RNA. RefSeq lists its product as uncharacterized. Bases 380 to 1204 code for a protein of 274 amino acids. The record is from RefSeq and is a predicted model, not a curated record. The transcript has a single exon. NCBI's taxonomy places the organism in Eukaryota, Metazoa, Arthropoda, Insecta, Diptera, Syrphidae.
AACAGGUACUUAUGACUUAUUUAGGAUCAGGAUAUACCUAAGUUAAGUACCAAUAUAUGAGGUGAGUCAAUCACAGAAAUUCCGCGACGGAUUAGGGUGCGUAACAACAACAGGUAGAUAUGGUUGUCAGUUUUAUGGCACGGGCCAUAUCAUAAAAUAGUUUAGACGCCACAUCACUCGUAGCAGGUAUGUUAAUCAUUGACAUUGGUGACUUUAAAUCUUAAGUUUCGUGAGUGAACUGGAUUAGUACUUAUUUUGUUUGCCUAUAAAAUAGAGAGGGAUUUUAAAUAUAUUAUCAGUCGUCAAUUGUCAUUCAGACAGUGAAAGUUAUACAAAUUAAAGAAGUCUGUUUUUAUAGUACAUCAAGUUUUGAAAAGAAAUGGAACCAAUUUACUCAAGAACCGUACCACCAUGCAAUUAUAUCAGAACAUCGGACUUCAGUUUAAGUGAUUUGAGCAUUUAUGUUGAUUCAAUGGAAACCUUAUCCCGAAUUGAACGUGAGCGGCAUGAACGUCGUCAACGUCGAAGGAACAACAAACUUAAAAUUAAAUCAGUAGUUGAGGUGCAUCCAGCUCCAAGGACCAUUAACAACAAUGAAGACAGCAGUGAAGAGGAACAGCAUCAGACAAAGCCUUGUCCCAUUAGCAAACAACAAUUGCGUAUGAAACUUUUUGGCAGCAAUACCAAACUUAGUUCCAUGAUGGUUGCUUCAAGUUCAGAUGAGAAUUACUUUAGUGGUGCCAGUGAGUCUUCUGAGGGUAAAAAUGAUCAACAUCAACAACAACAACAGCAGCAGCCGAAGACGAAUUUCAUGGAUUCCAAUGAUGGCAUUGCAACUCUUCCCCCUGAUAGUGGGACCGAAUCGGAAAGUGGCAAUUUCAAACUUCGUCCUCGUUCGUUUGCCAUGACCAAUCCCAAAUAUCGUUCCACUAGGGCUCGUAUUAUUGGAUUAGUUUUGAAGAGAGAGUAUGCGAAUGGCGGCAGUCUUGAUGAACUUGAACAACAAGAACGUCGUGAAAGAGUUCUUGAAGGACUGCUGCGUGAUAAGAAGAACAAAACAAAGAACACGAAAAAGUGUGAAAGUUUACGUUUACCAAAAGACACCACCAUCAGCCAAAGGACACUACUUCCGUGUAAAAUUCAAAAACAGCCCUCGGCAGAGAUGAGAUUUAUUGACAAGGCAUUGCGUUAUUUGACUUUGUAAAUUUAAUUUACGCAUCCCAACCCAGCGACCGAUGAUAAGAAGACAAACGGAGAAGUUGAGAGAUUCCAUUUUCAACUUCUUUUUGAAUAAUUGUAUUUAGUUUACAAAACCCAUAACCAGCAGCGUUCCAGUUCAAUUUGUAUUCUAAGAGAAUUGUAGUUUUAUAUAAUUCAAUUAAUUUUAGCUUUAAUUUUAAAAUACAUAUAUUUUGUACUUUAGAAUAAUAAUAAUAAAUAAACUUUUAUAAUUGAA